Molecule: messenger RNA, 6054 nt
Organism: Euleptes europaea (tarantolino)
Lineage: Eukaryota; Metazoa; Chordata; Lepidosauria; Squamata; Sphaerodactylidae
Gene: ZNF142
Product: zinc finger protein 142
Exons: 8
Coding region: 1-6054 (2017 amino acids)
Biological process (GO): regulation of transcription by RNA polymerase II
Molecular function (GO): DNA-binding transcription factor activity; RNA polymerase II cis-regulatory region sequence-specific DNA binding
Source: RefSeq, a predicted model, not a curated record
AUGAACACAGGAGCAGUGACCAGAGAGCCUGAGGGAAGAGACAAAAUGAGUACUCUUUGCCAGGAGCUGCUGCUACCCAGACCAUUGGAUUCAAGAAAUGAAGACAGCCAUGACAUCUCCAGUGAAAAUCUAGCCAUGGGACAGAGCUUACUUUUAACAGAGGCUUCUGUGGUAGAAACAGAAACGGGUGAGGUUGAAAUACUUGUAGAAGCCGCGGCUAGCAGCAUGUCCCUGAGCAAUCCUGGAAACACGACCAAAGUCCUGGUCAAAGUUGUGGAGCUGUAUUUCUGUGAGCGGUGUGGGCAGAGCUUUUCUGAUCCCAGCCUGCUCUCCCAGCAUCAGUGUGUUGAGCUUUCCAGACAGCACCUCACAAGCAUUCCUCAACUCCAAGGGUUACCACUAGGACUUGCUAACCAGGAUCUGGCUGUGCCUGGAGAAGGCCCAGCUGUCCACCAAGCACCAACACAGAACUUGUCAGAAAGAAGCAGGCAGGACCCUGAGUUAUACACCGAGCCCCUCCUGUGUCCCAUUUGCCAAGCUGAAUUUGCACUGCCUGGUGAGCUAAAGGAACAUUUCAAGGAUCAGCAUAAACCUCAGGGUACCUCAGUUUGCCCUGAGGAAGGUUGUCACUUCAGCUCGGAGGACCGCAAGCAGCUACGGGAUCAUCUGUGGCAUGUCCAUCAGGUUUCUCCAGUAGCCUGUGCCUACCGGGGCUGCCCACUCUUAUUCCGAUGUCAAGAAGAAAUGGCACUUCAUCGCAGGAGCCACUUCCCCUUUCAUUGUGAGCACUGUGACUUCAUCAGUGCCAACACCAAGCAGUUUGGGCAGCACAGACGCAGCCAUGUGCAGGAGGUGGAGACGGUGCUGGCGGCAGGAGCAGUUGGCGAGAGCAAUGAGCAUAGCUUCACUGCUGUGGAGAGAAAGGAACGGACUGAUCAUCUGCUUCUCAACUCAGAGGUAGAAUCACUGAGCAAAUCAGGGAAUUCUCUUGAAGCUCAGCAUGGUUGGGCGGUGAUGGAAAUAGAUUCUGGCCUGGAAGGACAUGCUGAUAGCAAGGAAGUGCUUCAUGAAGACCAGACAGUAUUGACCAAGGAAGAUAAUUCUGGAAAGAGAGGGAAUGCAUUACUGGAGGAAGAAGAGGAGGAGGAGGGAGAGGGGAUCUCAUGCAAGGCAGCCCAAGGGAACAAGAAAGCCUAUACCAAGAAAACAAAAGCAUCUCAUGUCCAGCUGCUCAAAGGAGACGGGGCAAAGGACUCCAAAUACCUGUUCAAGACCCACAUGUGCCCAGAGUGCAAGCGGUGUUUCAAGAAGCGGACUCACCUGGUGGAACACCUUCACCUGCAUUUCCCAGACCCCAGACUGCAGUGCCCGAACUGUCAGAAAUUCUUCACCAGUAAGAGCAAGCUGAAGAUCCAUAUGAUGCGCGAGACUGGGGAGAAGGCUCAUCGCUGCCCUCUUUGCCACUACAGCUCUGUUGAGAAGAAUGCCCUCAACAGGCACAUGGCCAGCAUGCAUGAGGACAUCUCCAACUUUUACUCAGACGUCUACUCCUGCCCCGUAUGCAAGGAGACGUUCAAGCUCAGCCACGCCCUCAAGGAACAUCUUAAGACUCACAAAGCAGAGCCCAAGCAAUUGAGCUGCUUCCAGGCAGGUUGUAGCUACUGCACCGAGGAUCGCAAGGAGUUCCUGCGGCAUGUCCGGGAGGUGCAUGGCAUUAAAGCUGUGGAGUGCAAGUACUAUGCCUGCUCCCUGCUUUUUCCAUCUGCAGAGGUCAUGGAGGUGCAUCGCAAAACACACUAUGCCUUCCACUGCCAGCAGUGUGAUUUCAUCUGCUCCAACAAGCAUAUCUUCCGCAAACAUAAGAAGCAAGGCCACCCAGGAAGCGAAGAGCUCCAGUGUAGUUUCUGCCCUUUUGCCACCUUCAACGCUGUGGAAUUCCAUGACCAUGUUGGGAAGAUGCAUGCGAGCGAGAAGAUACACCAGUGCACUGAAUGCAGUUUUGCCACUGCGCACAAGAGGGUCCUCAUCCGCCACAUGCUGCUCCAUACAGGAGAGAAGCCUCACAAAUGUGAACUGUGUGACUUCACUUGCCGAGAUGUGAGCUACCUUUCUAAGCAUAUGCUGACCCAUUCUGAUGAUAAGAACUACAUGUGCACUGAAUGUGGCUAUGUGACAAAGUGGAAGCACUACCUGAAUGUUCACAUGCGCAAGCACACAGGAGAUCUCAGGUACCAGUGCAAUCAGUGUCCCUACCGCUGCCAUCGGGCUGACCAGUUGAGCAGCCACAAGCUACGUCAUCAAGGCAAGUCCUUGAUCUGUGAGGUGUGCGGCUUCACUUGCAAGCGCAAGUAUGAGCUGCAGAAGCACAUGCUGGCCAAACACUCUCAGGACUACCAGGUGCCUGUCUUCCAGUGCCAGUAUUGCAGCUACCAGACCAAGUACAAGCAAGCCCUGCUCAACCACGAGAACUGCAAGCACACCAAGCAGAGGGAGUUCCGCUGUGCCCUCUGCCCUUACCGCACCUUCAGCAACACUAGCCUCUUCUUCCACAAGCGCAAGGUCCAUGGGUACGUGCCAGGUGACAAAGACUGGCAGGUGAACUAUGCCAGCAAGGAGGUGGAAGUCAGCUCCACUGAGGCUGUGCUCGGUCGCAACCUUGCCAUGACGCUGUGUUCCCACUCCAGCCCUUCUCUGUGUGGGAAAGAGCCGUGGCCCAACAAAGCAAAUUCCCCACCUCCAGAAGCUCAGGCGAAGUUCCAGCGGCGACAGUCUUUCAUCAUACCGGUCUUUGGGAAUGGAAAUAACGCUGAGACACUGGCAGAAGAAGCUGUUGGAGGGCAGGACCACAGCAAGGCAGGCAUGGGUCCUCCAGGAGAAUUCUCCGAGAAAGCACCUGUGAGUUCCAGGGAACCCGGCGAUGUCAGCAGCGUGCUGGAUCAAAAUUGCACCUUGCACCUGGAGCCCUUGUGUGAUUCAGAACAGGCUCUGGAGCAGCUGGCCAAGGAGAUGCCCACAGCUCUGCCAGGGAAACAAGAGGCUCUGGACUGCAGGAUAAUGGGGUCAGCCUGUGAAGCAUUAGGCCCUAGAGAUCCCCUUACGAUGGAGGACAGUGAUCCUGCCCUUGAAGAUAUACCUGACUUUGAGGAGGAAACCGAAGUCCAUGGGGACGGAGAGUUGGAGCAGGAGGAAGAUGUUGGUUCUGGUGUUAGUGAGAACAGUGAAAAGGACACUCGGCAAGAUCCAGGGGGGAAAGAGAAGGACAGGCAGGACCCAGGACCCCUGCAAGUACCACCCAGUCCUGAGGAGGGAGUAGGGUGCAAAGAGCUGAGUGAACAGGAGACCUGGUCAAACGUGUUGAAGUCAGACUCCCUCCAACCUGAUGCCUGCUGUGACUUUUACCUGGCCCCAGGAGGUGCUCUUCUCCAUUCAGAAGAUGUUUCCCAAUCAGAGUCACUUCUCAAGGCUCUAAGGAGGCAGGACAGAGAGCAGGCAGAAACCUUGGUGCUGGAAGGGAGGGUGCAGAUGCUGGUGGUGCAGUCUGAAAGCCCGGUGUUCAGGUGUGAGAAGUGCUCAUACAUCACCAGGAAGGAGAAGUCCAUGUCAGUGCACUUCAAAGUAGGUUGCCAGGGCAGAAAGGGCCCUCUGGUGUGCCAAGAGUGUGGAGCCAUCUUCAAGCAGCAAAGAGGGUUAAACACUCACAUCCUUAAGAAGUGCCCAGUCCUCAUGAAAAAGAACAAUGGAAAAUUAGUCUGCAUGGAUCAGUCUGUUGCUGAACAGACCAGCCAGAAGGGUCUGGAAAUGGUAGAGGCAAAAAGGAAUGGUGCAGGAGCCUUAAAUGAGCUAGAGAUGAGCAAGCUGCAGGAGGGGUCUGGGGCUGUGGGACACGAGGAUGCAGGCUGUCUGGCCACUGUGCAUCCUGACGUACAGAAUUUGGCCGUUGAUCAGCCAUCUCAGGAUGUCCUUGCGAUGGCGGUAGAAGAAAAAUUGUCACAAGCUGCCAUAGACACAGCCACCUCCCAUUCAGAAAAAUACUCCUUGGAAUGGGGCCGGUUCCGCUGUAAGUCGUGUUCGUUCGUCUGUUCCCGAGCGUCCACCAUCCGUUCCCACGUGCAGGCUGGCUGCCGUGGCCUGGAGAGGUUCUGGUGCCCUCUAUGCUCCAAGCCUCUCCGCUCCAAGAGGGCUCUGAAGAUCCACCAAUCAGAAGCGCACGUUGAAGCCCAGCCCACCGAGUUGCUUGGAAGGACCAAAGGCGCCGUCCCCCCAGAAGGAGGAGAGGAGCACGAGAACGGGCAGGCUGGCCGUGCAGAGGUGGGGCAGCCUGAUGGGUCAGCGGCGGCAGCAGCAGUGUCUCCCCACCCAGCCACUGGGCACAAGAGGCGGCACUUCUCUUGCCCCGCCUGCCCUUUCACGUGCCACCAGGAGCGUGCCCUGAAGACUCACAGGAACCGGGGAUGCCUGAAGCGGGGCGAGUUCCGCUGCACACUGUGCCCCUUCACUUCCGAGGCUGACGGAGCCCUGAGGCUGCACCGCAAGGUCCACCGGAAGUACUACAGCACGCGGCCCCAGCUGGCCUGCCACCAGUGUGACUUCACUUGCAAGCAAGCCCGCUGCCUGCGCCAGCACGAGCGCCUCAAGCACGAAGGUGUGAAGCCCCACAAGUGCCCUUACUGUGAGUUCAGCACCACACGGCGCUACCGCCUGGAUGCCCACCAGUCCUUGCACACAGGGGUAGGCCGCAUUGCCUGCCCUACUUGUGGCCAGACCUUUGGCACCAACUCCAAACUGCGCAUUCACCGUUUGCGAGUCCAUGAGAAGAAGCCCACGCACUUCUGCCCGCUCUGUGACUACAGUGGCUAUAUUCAGAACGACAUCACCCGCCAUGUCAACAGCUGCCACCAAGGGGAGCUGAACUUUUCCUGCUCACACUGCGCGGCUCGUUUCAGUUCCGAAACUGCGCUCAAGCAGCAUGCUCUGCGGCAGCAUGAGGAGAAAGUCUCCUACUGUUGUCCGCACUGUGCCUUCGUUUGCCACAGUGAGGCCACCCUCAAGUGCCACGUCCAGAAGCAGCACCCUCACCUGCAGUGCGCUACCUGUAAGGAGACUCUGACCACCCGCGAGGAGCUGGAGGAGCAUAAGAAACUGCACUUCAGUCACCGCUGUGACUGCUGCAGCUUUGCAGCCAAAGAGCGGCAGCAGCUCGUGAACCACUACUUGGAGGCCCACGAGCCCUCUGUGGCUGAGGAAAGGCCGCUCAAGUGCUCCUUCUGUGACUUUGCCUGCCACCGCCAGCUGGUCUUUGACCACCACGUGAAGGGUCACGGCGGCACCCGUGUUUACAAGUGUUCCGACUGUGAGUACACCACCAAGAACAAGCAAAAGAUCACCUGGCACUUCCGCAUCCAUACUGGAGAGAAGCCUUACCAGUGCCCCGUGUGCCAGUAUGCCUGCGCUGACCCUUCACGCCUCAAGUAUCACAUGCGCAUCCACAAGGAAGAGAGGAAGUACCUUUGCCCAGAGUGUGGCUACAAGUGCAAGUGGGUGAAUCAAAUGAAGUACCACAUGACGAAGCAUACAGGAAUCAAGCCCUACCAGUGCGAUGAGUGCCAGUACUGUACCAACCGAGCAGAUGCCCUGCGCAUCCACAAGGAGACGCGCCACCGUGAAGCCCGCUCUUUCAUUUGUGAGCAGUGCGGGAAGGCCUUCAAGACCCGCUUCCUCCUGAAGACUCAUCUGAAGAAGCACAGCGAGGAGAAGCCAUACGUCUGCAACGUGUGCUGCCGCGGCUUUCGGUGGGCGGCUGGCUUGCGGCACCAUUACCUCACCCACACCAACGAGCACCCUUUCUUCUGCCGCUAUUGCAGCUACAAGGCCAAGCAGAAGUUUCAAGUGAUCAAGCAUCUGCAGAGGCACCAUCGUGAGCAGGGUGGGACAGAGGGGGACCUCAGCAAAGGGGUAGGCAAAGACCCCGGCACACUCCCUGUUCACCUGCAUGAUGUUCAGCUGGAAAUGUUCCCCUCCAGGCAUCCAGAGGCUCAGGGAUUGCCACACAGCUAA